AGGUUCCUGUGGUGUCGAGGGUCACGCGCGCGUUGCCUACUUCCUUUCCUGUUACCGUCGGCAUCUGAGAGCCAUCAUCAUGGGCAAAUUCAUGAAACCUGGGAAGGUGGUGAUGGUUCUGGCUGGACGUUACGCCGGACGCAAAGCCGUCAUUGUAAAGAAUAUAGACGACGGCACAGCCGACCGCCCUUACAGCCACGCCCUGGUCUCUGGAAUCGACCGUUAUCCCCGCAAAGUCACUGCCACCAUGGGCAAGAAGAAAGUGGCCAAGAGAUCCAAGAUCAAGGCUUUCGUUAAGGUGUUCAACUACAACCACCUGAUGCCAACCAGGUACUCGGUUGACAUUCCUCUGGACAAAACUGUCGUCAACAAGGACGUGUUCAGGGAUCCUGCUCUGAAACGCAAAGCCAGGAGGGAAGCCAAGGUCAAGUUUGAGGAGAGAUACAAGACCGGCAAGAACAAAUGGUUCUUCCAGAAGCUCCGAUUCUAGACGUUCAAUGGUUUCUCUAAUAAAGCUGUAAAAAUCUG
Tachysurus vachellii is the source of this 528-nucleotide messenger RNA. It is a transcript of the gene rpl27, whose product is annotated as ribosomal protein L27. Bases 80 to 490 code for a protein of 136 amino acids. The record is from RefSeq and is a predicted model, not a curated record. Lineage: Eukaryota; Metazoa; Chordata; Actinopteri; Siluriformes; Bagridae. The transcript has 5 exons. Gene Ontology annotation, cellular component: ribosome; cytosolic large ribosomal subunit. Gene Ontology annotation, biological process: translation. Gene Ontology annotation, molecular function: structural constituent of ribosome.